AGCUUCGGUUUGUGAACUUUAAUGUAGAGCUGGCUAACAUCAUUAAUUACUUUGAGUUCCACUGUUUGACAUUUGAAAAGGGGGUUAAGUAAGCCUUAAUUCUAAGGGGACAUGGCGUAUUUAUUUUAUUUGUAGAACCCCCCCCCCACCUUUUUCUGCUAAUAACCUAGCUAGCUACUAGCCACAUUGGCCCUAUGAUGUUACAUUUUGCAACACUUUGAUCCUCAAAAUCACCGAGGAUACAUUUUUGUCAAACUGUACCCUGUGGGUAAAAAACAAGGUCAGCUAAUAUUAACAAGAAAACAGAAUAAUUAAUAGUCUAUAAAUAGCUUUACUGUCAAAGGUCAGACAUUUAACAUCGACGUUAACGUUGCGCGAGCGCAUUUCUGCUCGCCCACGUGCUGCUUAGCUGCCACCCGUUCUCCAGUCCGAAAUAAAGCCUGAUACAGUAUGUGAACCGAGCUGUGCCGGGUUAGUGCAAUGCUGUGCUAUGUUGAUAUUGCAGAGUCGUAGAGAAAAAGCUCCUUAAAAUCCGUCUUCCUGCAGAGGCUGCAGAGAUUUUUCAUGCUGCUGUUAAAAUGGAAAGAGUCUUACUAGACAAUGCCAUGACAGUGCCGCCGUGAGGUAUGGGAAGUGCCUGUGUGGACAUGCAGAGGUACCGGUGGCCGGGUUAUGAGAUGCAGCUUCUCGGAGAGCUGCAGAGACAACAAAACAGUGCCACAUUCUGCGAUACCCUGUUACAAACUGAGGGUAUCUCAGUGCCAACCCACAGUUGCGUUCUUGCAGCUCUCAGCCCCUACCUGUCUCAGAAGCUGUCUGCCUCCCCGUCUCCUCCAUCCGGCCAGAAGCACCAGGUCCAGCUCCAGGCUGCGAAGGCGCAGACCCUCCUGAAGCUGGUUGGUCUGCUGUAUUCUGGGGAGCUGGAGGUAAAAGGAGGCAUAGAGCAGAAUGACGUUUUGGCUUUAGCCCGCCGGUUUGGGAUUGCAGAGCUUUUAGAGGGACAGAAAGACAGGGGCAUGAAGGAGGCAGAACGCCGGGGGAAGAGGCAGAGUCGCGGGAGUUGCAGAGAGAAUGGCUUUAACACGGAAGAAAGCAGAGGGAGGGAGCAAGGCAGGAAAAUGCGGGAUGCACAAGUUCAGGCUGAGAUGGCUGGAAGGAGGGAUGUAGAUUCUCCAGUUGAAAAGAGAAGUUGUAUAUCUACAGGAACACAGACUGUUAAAGCUGUUGAAAAGUCAGUCGGCAGUUCUGUUGCUCUCUCCGGCCAAGCCACACCUCCAACCCCAGAGUCUGCACCCUCUGUAGCUCAAAGUUUGGAUUUUUCUGUCAUGUUGCAACCCCAAAAUAUCACACUUAAUAAACCAUUUUGCUCCACUUCUUGCCCAGUCAUUAUCAGCACACCCAGCACUACCAGUGGAGCACCAAGCGAUGGAGAGUCUCCAUUAAACUGCUCCUUUGGCACUGUAACAAAUCCCACCUCAACUCCAGCUUUGUCCAGUGACAUGUUGACCUUCUCCAUUUCUCUUAAUGAUGACUCAAAGUCUCCAAGGCGUCAGGAAGACGGCACCUACCAGCGGUCAUCUGAGUUCUGGGAGAGCAUACAGGGUUUGGCCGAGGACAGGACAGACCUGGAGAGUGGAAAAAGAAAUGGCAAGAUGGCUGACUUCAGAGGAGAUACAGAGCAGCCAAGCCAAGUGAACAGAGAUGAGAUGGCAGGAGAGGGAGGGAAUUCUACAGAGAAGAGGCAUGUACAUGCCAAUGUAGGGAUGAAGACCCUGGCCAAGAUGAAGCAGAUGCAGCAGAUGAUGGAGACCACGCAGAUUUCUAUCAAAGUUAAGCUGAGGAGGAGGACUAAAGGAGAAGUGUGGGAGGUGGUGAACAUGCAAGACUCAGAUGCGACCUUGUCAGUUCUUACAUCCCUGAAACAGGAUGGCUGCAAAAACAGAAGGCCAGACACAGACCUUUUAAAUGUUCCAGCUCCUCCCUCCACUGUCCAAUCAAGCCCAAUACAGAAACCAGACUCCCAUAUUCUUCAGCCUGUUACCACCAACUCCCCCAAAUCGCCACCACACCCCAACGCCUCCUCUGACUCCGCGCCACCCUCUAGUGACUACUUCACCCCAAACCAAAAGGAUGGCCUCGAGGUAGCCCCACCCCUCCAGCAUCAGGGCUCUGUAGAGGAGUCUGAUGUGCAGAUAGAGAAGCUGCCUGAGGACAUCAUGAUGGGGCUCAACAUCCUGCCCAACUUGGAAAGGGACUGCAAGAGGUCUCAUCACCUUCAACUGAGCCAUGAUGGAGUACCGGCCAUUUGCCAGGGCCCAGUCACACGGAAAGAUGCAGGGCACAGUCAGAUGCACGCUGCUGUCAGUGCAGCAGGGUGUGUGUUUUACCAGGAUUUGGGAACACGAAGUUUCAACUCAUCAGCAGAUAAAGGUAUCCAUUGUUGUUUCACAGCUCAGAACCAGCCCAGCUGCUCAAGCCUUUCAUCUGUACUACUGGACACUGCGUUAAUCCAACAGCAGCAGGAGCGCUCUCAACAGUACCCCUCAUCUGUCAGAUCCAUGCGGCAGAGAGAUGGAAUGAGCUGUCAGGAUAUGCCACUGUCCAAAAGUCAAGAAUGUCUAUAUCCAGAAGUAUCUACAACAAGAUCAGUCGUACCCUCAGCUGUCUCCCCCGCUGAGCAGAAACUGCAUCACCCAGCGUUCCAGGAACUGUCUUCACAAGACAAUCAGCAAAUCCUUGCGUUUUUACCGCUGACAAAGGGAAAUGAGACACAGUCCAUGCAUACUCUCUCCUUACCUUGCAUGGACGAUUUGCGGCUUCCUCGAUGUCUUUCUCCAUUAGAGCCGUGUACCUUAGAAACAAAACAUCAGCCUGCCCUCAACAACCCAACGAGCCAUGGCGAUAAAAUUCAGCAACAGCCAUUAUUACAUAGGCGACCCUGGCUCGCAGAAAACCCUGGAUCACUACAAUUUCGUCUGAGUGCCAUCACUCACAGAAAAAAUACAAGUGCGUCUUUACCUCAGCGUACAACCAGAAACUGUUGGUCAAAGAAAUGCCAGGAACAUAUGGAGUUGAACCCACAGAAUAGAGGAACCUGGACAGAAUCUUGUACUGCAAAAGAGGUGGAAGAGAGGGAAACGGUAUCUGCUGGCCAACCAAAUAAUGCAGGACUGAAAUCUGACCCCAGGAAGAUGAAGGAAUGUGACACUACAGAGGAGGGAAUAGCACCUAAAAGGAGGAAGACAACAUGCACCAGUCAUCCACAAGAUGCUGCCGAUUUUCUCUUGGCAUACAAAGAUGUGAAAGUCAGUGAUGGAACAAAGAGUAAAAUCAAUUGGAGCGUUUGUCAAGUCAGUUUGUCAAGCAACAAUGUGCUGGCGAAGGAAAGAGCACUGACCACCAGCUCUUCUAACAUUCCAUCCGAAUUUAUAGGGAAACAAAAUCAGCCGUCAUCCGUCACAGAAUGUCUGAGAGAGAACGCCAGAGGGUCUGGGGUGAAUACUGACCAAACUCGGAUCAGAACCAGGAGUUUUUUGAAAAACACUCAAGAGUCACCAAGUGACACAAGCCCAGAAACUUCUUUUGGUGCUAAACCCAUGGUCCACAGAGCUAAGACAGUGAAUAAACAAGGAGUCACAAGCGGGAAACGUGGAAGACCGCCAAAAACAAAACUUCAAGUUCUUACCCCUCUGAACAACCGUCCUGCCGUCGCUGAAAAGAGGAGCCAUAAUGAAGAAAGUCAGCAGAAAACGGAAAGCAAUUCGCCAAAGGAAGAUUUGGAGAAGGGUAACAAAACAAAGCGAAGGUGCAAAAAAAGGUGGAUAAAUAGAAGUGCAGAAGUGGGAAUAAUUCCACUGAAGAAGACCAUAAGUGUUGAGAGCAUUGGCAAGCGUGAUGCAGACAUUGACAUAAUCCCAAAAGUAAGAAAGCUACAGACACCAAAAGAGCCACAGACGGUCACUCUGAAUGAGUUUCAAAAACUUAUUAAAAGGUCACACUCAAAAUCUCGGAGGUCAAAGGAAAGCCAGGAAACAAAUGAAAUGCUGAGAGAUGCAGAAAGUGAAGGGGCGGCUAGCAGAGACAACACAUGUAAAGAAUCAACUAAGGAAUCUAAGAAUCCGGAUGAAGGAACAACCUGUGAUACAGGAGUGUCAAAUGCAACACAGCAGACUGCCAUCACUGAUGAAGGCUUGUCACACAGACUGGUGCCAGAUUACAAGCUGCACCCCCAGACACCUGAGAGAACUGGUCUACCUCUGCCAGAUGCUGGCGGGAUCAGCGGGACCUCAGGCUGCGAUCAAGAAGAGGAGGAGGAAGUGGAGGUGGAUGUCCUGCUUUACUCCCCAGUCCAAGUGCCUCAGGCCAGAGUGUGUGGGGAUGGACUCGACAGCACGGAGAUAACUCCAGACGAAGAAGAGGAGGAAGAUGUGAACGAGAUUGAUGUGACUGGAGAUGAGACAGAGUAACGUUUGGAUACUGCAUAGUUAUAUAAUACGUUGUGUGACUAGUUCAGCAUGGUGUGCCAAACCUGAUGUUCUACCUGUUCUGACUUGAUGUUCACAAAGAUGGGAAGUUCUGUAUAACAGAUUUUUACCGCUAUAUGGCAUUCAUUUUGUUCAGCAUACAAGCUUGAAAUGGUUGUUUAAUUUUCAUUAAUAAUAUGCUGAAGCAUUGAUACAGUGUGGCAAGAAUGAUUAAUGUUGUUUACAUUGACUGUUUUUCAAUAAUUGUGUUCAUUUUACAGUCAGAGAAAUUUGAAUAGUCAGACUGAUUGAGGUAAAAAGCACUUCAUUGGGUCUCUCUGUAAGUAACGACUGUAGAAAAGAAAUCUUAUUUUGAGCCUGUAUUUGUAAAGCGGAGUGUGUUCUAUGUAAAUUACAUAACAAUAGUUUAUUAAAAAAAACGGUUUGUCUUUUCA
Xiphias gladius (swordfish) is the source of this 4918-nucleotide messenger RNA. RefSeq lists its product as uncharacterized. The transcript has 8 exons. The record is from RefSeq and is a predicted model, not a curated record. NCBI's taxonomy places the organism in Eukaryota, Metazoa, Chordata, Actinopteri, Istiophoriformes, Xiphiidae. Gene Ontology annotation, molecular function: protein binding. Gene Ontology annotation, biological process: positive regulation of transcription elongation by RNA polymerase II. The coding region runs from base 627 to 4466 and encodes 1279 amino acids.